Molecule: messenger RNA, 258 nt
Organism: Mesorhabditis spiculigera
Lineage: Eukaryota; Metazoa; Nematoda; Chromadorea; Rhabditida; Rhabditidae
Source: the annotation of a GenBank genome assembly
AUGUUAUUGUGUGCCCUGGUCGGGUUGAGCCAAGCGAACGCCUGCCGUGAGGAUUCGGACUGUCCGGACAACUGGACGUGUCUCAUGGAAACAUGCUAUGAAUUUGACCUAAGAGCCCCUGCGGGUGGAAAAGGCGGCUCGGGGACAAAUGGUCGGCACCGAGCGCCGCAAGGAUUUGGCUGCAAGUCGGAUUCGGACUGUACGCUAGAGGGAUAUCAGUGCGAUUCUGGCACGGGCUUCUGUGUCCUCUUCCCAAAA